Molecule: messenger RNA, 4493 nt
Organism: Paramormyrops kingsleyae
Lineage: Eukaryota; Metazoa; Chordata; Actinopteri; Osteoglossiformes; Mormyridae
Product: metabotropic glutamate receptor 3
Biological process (GO): G protein-coupled receptor signaling pathway
Cellular component (GO): membrane
Molecular function (GO): G protein-coupled receptor activity
Source: RefSeq, a predicted model, not a curated record
CGAGGUGCAGAGUCAUUAUCAGCACAUCGCAGAUGUUUAGGUUUACAGAUGCAGGAUGUGUGCACACCUUCUCAUGGAUGGCGAGAAGGUGUGGCCGGUCAUUCUGAUGCACGCCCCUGUUCUACUGCACUCUUGCUGUGUAGCAGAGAGCGUGGGCUACCAGAACGACUGCACAGUGCUCUCAGCAUCGGUGUCAGCGCGUCACGGGAGUCUGCGUAGCGGCCCGGAUGCCUCAAAGUUCAUCGGGCGGUCGAGGAGAUUGUGUCCGACGGAUCAGACAAGAGGGGACGGCUGCGUACCUCAGCGGCGAUGACGAAUCCUUUUAAUGAGGCCUCUGAGCAGAGCAGGAGCAACACAGUGUGCUUUGAGCUGAUGGAUCCAUUCGGUCUGAUGCAUGUUUCAGCUUAUUCCUGGAAAAUAGCCUUGCAGAUAUCCAAAGAAGCAGAUUCCAUCCCACGGAUCCUCGUGCGGGAAAGAGUUGUGGUUCGGCAGCAGUCAAACACGGGGAUCUGAUGGUAAAAUGCCGCCCAGGUCCAUGCACUGCUGUCCUCCAUGCCUGAGUGCAGCGUGGCCCCUCCUUACACCGUGUGCCGAAGCUGACGGCCUCCCCAUGCACUCCUCCUCCUCCUGAGUGUCUCGCUGCCCCCUCUGCACCAUGCUGCCCUGCCGCCUCCAUGUCGUCCUCCUGGUGGCGCUCUUUGGCAGGCCCCUCCUCCUGCACAGUGACUCGGGCUUCGCCAGAAGGGAGAUCAAGAUUGACGGUGACCUGGUGCUGGGGGGCCUCUUCCCGGUGCAUGAGAAGGGCGCCAGCACGGACGAGUGCGGCCGCAUCAACGAGGGCCGCGGCAUCCAGCGGCUGGAGGCCAUGCUGUUCGCCAUCGACGAGAUCAACCGGGACCCGGCGCUGCUGCCCGGCGUCACGCUGGGCGUGCACAUCCUGGACACGUGCUCGCGUGACACCUACGCGCUGGAGCAGGCGCUCGAGUUCGUGCGCGCCUCCCUCACCAAGGUGGACGACACCGAGUUCAUCUGCCCGGACGGCUCCUACGCCCUGCAGGACAACGUGCCGCUGGCCAUCGCUGGCGUCGUCGGCGGCUCCUACAGCAGCGUGUCCAUACAGGUGGCCAACUUGCUGCGGCUGUUCCAGAUCCCCCAAAUCAGCUAUGCCUCCACCAGCGCCAAAUUGAGCGACAAAUCCCGCUAUGACUACUUUGCACGGACGGUGCCGCCCGACUUCUACCAGGCCAAGGCCAUGGCAGAGAUCCUACACUUCUUCAAUUGGACGUACGUGUCGACGGUGGCAUCUGAGGGUGACUAUGGCGAGACGGGCAUCGAGGCCUUCGAGCAGGAGGCGCGGCUGCGCAACAUCUGCAUCGCGACAUCUGAGAAGGUGGGCCGCUCCAACGCCAAGAAGUCGUACGAAGCCGUCAUUCGGCAGCUGCUGCAGAAGCCCAACGCCCGCGUGGUCGUGCUCUUCAUGCGCAGCGACGACGCCCGAGAGCUGCUGGCCGCCGCCGCCCGCCUCGCCGUCUCCUUCACCUGGAUCGCCAGCGAUGGCUGGGGGGCGCAAGAGAGCAUCGUCAAGGGCCAGGAGACGGUGGCCGAGGGUGCCAUCACGUUGGAGCUGGCCGCCCACCCCGUCGAGGAGUUCAACCGCUACUUCCAGUACCUGAACCCGGUCAACAACAGGAGGAACCCCUGGUACAAGGACUUCUGGGAACAGAAGUUCCAGUGCACGCUGGGCGGGGAGGACAGCCGCAGGCCCUGCGCCAAGCACCUGGCCAUCGACAGCUCCAACUUUGAACCUGAGUCCAAAAUAAUGUUCGUGGUGAACGCGGUGUACGCCAUGGCGCAUGCCUUGCACAAGAUGCAGCGGACACUGUGCAGCAACACGACGCAGCUGUGCGACAGCAUGAGGCCACUGGAUGGGAGGAGGCUCUACAGGGACUACCUGCUCAACAUCAACUUCAGGGCACCAUUUUCACCUCCUGGAAUCGAGAACUUUGUGAAGUUUGACACCUAUGGAGAUGGCAUGGGCCGCUAUAACAUCUUCAACUAUCAGAAGACAGCAGACAAGUACUCCUACAUCCAUGUCGGUGAGUGGGCGGAGACACUGACCCUCAACAAUGACCUCAUCCAGUGGCCCCACCUCACAGCACCCACUUCACAGUGCAGUGACCCCUGUGCCCGCAAUGAAAUGAAGAAGAUGCAAGCAGGUGAGUUCUGCUGCUGGAUUUGCACUCCGUGUGACUCCUACGAGUACCUGGCCGAUGAGUUCACCUGUGUGCCCUGUGGUGCCGGCCAAUGGCCCAGUGAGGACCUCAAGGGCUGCUACGACCUGCCCGAGGACUAUAUCAUGUGGGAGGAUGCCUGGGCCAUCGGGCCUGUAGCCAUCGCAUGCAUGGGCUUUGUCUGCACCCUCCUGGUAGCUGGCGUCUUCAUCCGGCACAACAACACGCCGCUGGUGAAGGCGUCCGGCCGCGAACUCUGCUACAUCCUGUUGUUGGGUGUCCUCAUGUCCUACUCCAUGACGUUCUUCUUCAUUGCCAAGCCAUCACCGGCCAUCUGUGCCCUGCGCCGUCUUGGUCUGGGCACUUCCUUCGCCGUCUGCUACUCGGCGCUCCUCACCAAGACCAACCGCAUCGCCCGCAUCUUUGGUGGUGUGAAGGACGGCGCCCAGCGUCCGCGUUUCAUCAGCCCAAGCUCUCAGGUCUUCAUCUGCCUGAGUCUCAUCUCCGUCCAGCUGCUCCUGGCGUCUGUCUGGCUGCUACUAGAGCCGCCGGGGACGCGGCGUUUCACACUGCCGGAGAAGCGGGAGACGGUCAUCCUCAAGUGCAACGUGCACGACUCUAGCAUGCUGCUCUCCCUGGCCUACGACGUGCUGCUGGUCAUCCUGUGCACCGUCUACGCCUUCAAGACCAGAAAAUGUCCCGAAAACUUCAAUGAGGCCAAGUUCAUUGGCUUCACCAUGUACACCACCUGCAUCAUCUGGCUGGCCUUCCUGCCCAUCUUCUACGUCACCUCCAGUGACUACAGGGUGCAGACCACCACCAUGUGCAUUUCGGUCAGCCUGAGUGGUUUUGUGGUGCUUGGCUGCAUGUUCGCCCCCAAGGUUCACAUCAUAAUGUUCCAGCCGCAGAAGAAUGUCACCAGCCACCGGAUGAACAUGAGCCGCUUCAGCGUGGCGGGACCUGGGCCGGCCUACUCUCACGCAUCGGCGGUGGCAGAUGUGGGCAGGAUGACAGCCUCUGUGAAUGCUCGCUUCGUUCCCGCUGUGUGCAACGGGAGGGAGAUCGUGGACUCGACCACCUCAUCCCUGUGAGCGCGGACCACGGGAUCGCAGCUCCCAGACUGUUAGUGGCCCGGUGGCUGCUGUGCGUCGCCCCCGCUGCUCUCAUGCAGGAAGGAGCUUCACACGAUUUUUAAGGGCUGUACAUAUCAACUGAGGUCAUUGUAGAGAGAAGAAAAGUCUUUAUAGUCUGUUUUCUGGGAAUUUGUUUUUGAUAAUUUUCUUAUGCUUUGUAAAUAACCACGACCCCCAUUGUAAUGUGGUCAUUGAUCAGUUCAGACUCAAGGGUAACAAAGGGGCCAUGCCAGCGGUACGGGGGAGACAAUGUGCCCGUUUGUUUUGUUUUUAAUUAAUUCAGUAUGCAUUUCUAUGUCAUUGUAGAUAAAACAUGUACAUUAAACGUUACUGAUGGUUUUAACAGCACAAGUCAGCGAUAUUACAGGAGGUGUCACAGUGUAUAAAAAGCUACUAAUCGGUGUUAUUGACAUCCAUGUCUUCUUUAAGAACAGCCUGCGCCCAUCCGCGUCAUGCCUCCAGUGUCGUGUUGAUUAGUCUAUGAUUAGUAAAACGUAACCCUGUCUAUCGAUGGCUUUUUGUGCCUUAACUCGUGUUUUUGUAGUUUUAUGCAGGGGCCGUGUCUUUGGAUGGGUGGUGCAUGUUUGAAUGAUCAGACGUGCAGGUGACCCCUUUUCGGCUCAUGUCACCCACACCGAUACCUGUGAGUCUUCCUGGGGUUCAAUGGAUGGCUCUAUGCUCGUAAUGCAGGACGGCUCAUCUCUGAGCAGAAACAUACAAGUCACAGGUCCACCCAUGAUGCUCAAAUGACUACAAUGGGCAGCAGAUAUAAAUAACCUGCAGGAGACGUUGCACAGCGAGCCUCAGGGAGGGCAGGAGAGGCAGGAGAGGCAGGAGAGGCAGGAGGUCGAGCCCAAACACAGGAUGCGGAUGCUGCCCGUCAAUCUCGCGCUUGUCAUGUCUUCCAGCUGAUUCACGUUCUUCAGGCAGAGUCUCGUAUCAUCUCACAUUAAUUUAAACCACGUUCGCUGCCUGUUUUUUAUGGGUAACAGUAGUGGAGUUGUCAAUCAAUAUUUAUUUAGUAGUCAAUUUUUUUUAAGCAACAUACUUUUUUUUUGAGAAAGCAGGGUCAGCCAGUCCCUGGAGCAAUUGGGGGGUUAGGGCCUUACUCAGGGGCCCAACAGUGACA